CUCUCUUCCUCUCUCUUUCUAUCUAUCAAUCUAUCCAUCUCGAGCACACACACAGUGCGAAAAGUGUCAUUUUCUCAUAUUUACAUAUGGGAGCAAGAAAUUAUUUUCAUUCAAUACCUCAAGGUGCUUUUACUCCUCCACUUCUUCUUGCCUCUAUACAUAACGCCAUGUCUGGUACCGCCUAAAAUCUCCUCCAUUCUUCUUCCAACCACACAACUUUCUCCUUUCUAUAAUAUUUAUCAUCCACAAGAAGAAGAAGAAGAAGCCCUACAAACAAGGAGAAAGAGAAGAAGAAGUGCUACAGUCAAGGAGUAGGAGGAGAAGGAUAAGAAGAUUAAGGAGUUAAGAGAAAAUCAGGAAGGAGAGAGAGAGAGAGAGAUCGAAGAAGAAGAAAGAAAGAAAGAAAGAAAAUUAGAAGAAAAAAAGGAAAGAAAAAGAGAGUUCGCGCGAGGGAGAAAGAGAGAGAGAGAGAGAUCCGAGAAACAGCUCAAACAGAACUCAUCCUCUCUACUGCUUUUUUGGCUUUAUCAAACCCAAAUACAAAAAUGGAGCUCUUUCCAGCACAACCAGACCUAUCACUCCAAAUAAGUCCUCCAAACAACACCAAGCCAAGCUCAGCUGGCUGGAGCGCCACAGCAGAAGAUACCAUCAACUUAGGGUUUUGGAGAAGAGCCCUCAAUUCCAACUCCACCGCCACUCCUCUUCCACCAUCCAAUCCCCCCUCCUCAUCUUCCUCCUCCUUCUCCAUCGAUGCUGCCGAUCUCUCCCUCUCAAACCCCUCUUUUCCCCACCACUCUAAUCACCACCUCCACUACCACCACCACCACCAACACCCAACCUUCCUCCAUGAACCCUCACUUCCUCCAAUCAGUGGCAUCCCCGUCUACCACUGCCCCCCUUCCUUUCCUUUCCCUCCUCGCCAUUACCACUCGUACAACUCUCCCUCAACCACGAUGGCGGCUUCCAAUAACCCUUUAGCCGCCUUAUCUAGGUCAGCAGCUUUGUCAUCAUCCUCAAGAUUUCUUCCUCGGUUUCCCACAAAGCGCAGCAUGAGAGCUCCCCGGAUGCGCUGGACCUCCACACUCCACGCCCGCUUUGUCCAUGCCGUCGAGCUCCUCGGUGGCCACGAGAGGGCGACCCCCAAGUCAGUUCUUGAGCUCAUGGAUGUGAAAGAUCUCACCUUGGCUCAUGUGAAAUCCCACUUACAGAUGUAUCGGACUGUGAAAACCACUGAUAAGGCUGCAUCUCCAGGUCAUGAAAAUGAGCCCAUUGAGAUCUUUGAUGACAACUUGCUCGAUUUAAAUAACGUUGUCCGAGGAUCUGAAUCUUCAGUUCAGAAUGGAAGGCCAACAGGACAAAAUGGAAUUCAUUCUUAUGGUUUGUGGAGUAACUCUUCAAGAGGAGGGUUGUUUCAUGAGAAGCAGAAGGAAUCCAGCACAGGAAGCAUGUCUUCCCUUGAGAGUGAGAUGCAAUCAAGAAGCUUUGAGAUGAUAUCAGACUUCAACUCUUCCUGCAUCUCAGACACCAGCUCAAAGAAACCCAAUCUUGAGUUCACCUUAGGGAGGCCUCAUUGAUUAUGAGUUGGAAAUGGUAUAAAAUGAUCAGAACUGAAGAGGUCCCAGCUCAUUCUAUCAGCUUUUGCAUCAAAAGUUGAAGAAAAAGGAUGAACAUGGAAGCCAUUAUUAUAGCUAAAGCAACUGAUCAGAGAGAGGAGAGAGAGAGAAAGGGGAAAAUUAAAUAUUAGCAAAGCAGAACAAAGUUGGAAGUGCCAAAAGGCUAUGUUCUAUGAAUCUGUCUGUUUUUAGAUGCAAAAUGAGAGAGAGAGAGAGAGAGAGAGAGAGAGAGAGAGAGAGAGAGAGAGAGAGAGAGGAGAGUCAGAGAGAGGGUAUCUUCUUUUUCAGUCAAAAAGCACAAAAGUGCUGGGGUCCUUAAUUCUAUUGCAUGUGCACGUGCUUUGCUUUAUAUUUCCCAACAAAGAGUAAAGUAGAGAAGAGAAAGCUUCAAUUGUAUUUUUUCCCCUCUUUAAUUUUUACUAUAAAAAAACCUAUUUAAAUUUGCUUA
Dendrobium catenatum is the source of this 2061-nucleotide messenger RNA. RefSeq names its product probable transcription factor KAN2. The coding region runs from base 546 to 1574 and encodes 342 amino acids. Gene Ontology annotation, molecular function: transcription cis-regulatory region binding. NCBI's taxonomy places the organism in Eukaryota, Viridiplantae, Streptophyta, Magnoliopsida, Asparagales, Orchidaceae. The record is from RefSeq and is a predicted model, not a curated record. The transcript is spliced from 6 exons. Gene Ontology annotation, biological process: abaxial cell fate specification; regulation of DNA-templated transcription. Gene Ontology annotation, cellular component: nucleus.